This is a messenger RNA of Bufo bufo (common toad), 10266 nucleotides long. RefSeq names its product CUB and Sushi multiple domains 3 (gene CSMD3). Bases 16 to 10266 code for a protein of 3416 amino acids. The transcript is spliced from 68 exons. Gene Ontology annotation, biological process: regulation of dendrite development. The record is from RefSeq and is a predicted model, not a curated record. NCBI's taxonomy places the organism in Eukaryota, Metazoa, Chordata, Amphibia, Anura, Bufonidae.
UUUACAGAUUUUCAGAUGGAGGAAAAAUAUGAUUUCUUGGAAGUUGAAGGUUCUGAGCCACCAAAAAUACGGUUAUCCGGGAUGAAUGUACCACCACCAGUAGUCAGCAAUAAGCACUGGUUAAGGCUUCAUUUUGUUACUGACGGUAACCACCGAUACAGAGGAUUCAGUGCUCAGUAUCAAGGUUCAACCACGGUCACCAAAACCACUUCCACCGCUGAGCUGGAGGAGCAAAUUGAGGCUACUCCUGGUGCUGUAACACUUGCUCUCACUUCUGAUGAUGUUGCUGUAUCCUGUUUAACUGCUACCCCCAACAAAAGACUUACUGAAGAACUCCUGGUCCAAGCCGUUGAACAUGAUUUGGAAUCAAGCAUAACCCUGGACCUGCAGUCUUCACCAACAGCUCAAACCCAAAGCUUACGAAGAAGACCAAGAAAUUCUGUACAGAUAGAAAGAGCUAAAGAACUUGCAGGUGUUACUCAUAGAGUGAAAAAGUCCAUAGAUUUUAAGUCUAGAGGAUUUAAAUUGUUUCCAGGGAAAGACAUCAGCAGCAAGUUUUCUAUCUUAAAUGAGGGAGGUAUAAAACAAGCAUCAAAUAUGUGUCCUGAUCCGGGAGAACCAGAAAAUGGGAAAAGAAUAGGCUCUAAUUUUAGCCUUGGUGCAGCAGUUCUGUUUUCGUGUGAUGAAGAUUAUGUUCUUCAAGGUGAAAAAAAAAUCACUUGUCAAAGGAUUGCAGAUGUUUUUGCAGCUUGGAGUGAUCACAGACCUGUUUGUAAAGUAAAAACUUGUGGAUCUAGUCUCCAAGGUCCAAGUGGCACAUUCACAUCCCCGAAUUUUCCAUUUCAAUAUGACAGUAAUGCACAGUGUGUCUGGGUGAUUACAGCAGAAAAUCCAAACAAGGUUAUUCAAAUAAAUUUUGAAGAAUUUGAUCUUGAAAUAGGCUAUGAUACUCUGACCAUCGGUGAUGGAGGAGAAGUUGGUGACCCAAAGACCGUUUUGCACCAAUUAUCUGGGAGUUUUGUUCCAGACCUUAUUGUGAGCAUGAAUAAUCAGAUGUGGUUACAUCUACAAACCGAUGACAGCAUUGGAUCAAUUGGAUUUAAGGUGAACUACAAAGAAAUUGAAAAGGAAAGCUGUGGUGAUCCUGGAACCCCAUUGUAUGGUAUUCGGGAAGGAGACGGCUUCUCCAAUGGAGAUUUCCUAAGAUUUGAAUGUCAGUUUGGAUUUGAAUUAAUAGGACAGAAAUCAAUAUCCUGUAAAGAAAAUAAUCAGUGGUCUGCAAAUAUCCCAAUAUGUAUCUUUCCAUGCCUGUCAAAUUUUACUGCACCGAUGGGAACAGUCCUCUCUCCUGACUACCCAGAAGGUUACGGAAACAAUUUAAACUGCAUCUGGACCAUCAUUUCAGAUCCAGGCAGCCGGAUACAUUUGUCUUUUAAUGAUUUUGACUUGGAGUCUCAGUUUGAUUACCUGGCUAUUAAAGAUGGCGACUCUUUAGACUCUCCAAUAUUAGGAACGUUCACCGGUGCAGAAGUCCCAUCUCAUCUUACUGGUAACAAUCAUAUACUGCGGCUGGAAUUCCAAGCAGAUCAUUCCAUGUCUGGACGUGGAUUUAAUAUUACGUACAGCACAUUUGGGCAUAACGAGUGUCCAGAUCCUGGAGUUCCAUUAAAUGCUCGUCGCUUCGGAGACAACUUUCAGUUAGGAAGUUCGGUCUCUGUGGUCUGUGAAGAUGGAUUUAUCAAAACUCAAGGCACUGAAACCAUCACUUGUAUGCUGAUAGAUGGAAAAAUUAUGUGGAGUGGCCCGAUACCUAGAUGUGAAGCUCCAUGUGGUGGACAUUUCUCAGCUCCUAGUGGAGUCAUACUGUCUCCAGGCUGGCCUGGUUACUAUAAAGACUCACUGAAUUGUGAAUGGGUAAUUGAAGCAGAACCUGGACGCUCCAUUAAAAUUAUAUUUGAAAGAUUUCAGACUGAACUUAAUUAUGACGUCCUGGAAGUACACGAUGGUCCGAACUUGUUAUCACCAAUUUUGGGAUCUUAUAAUGGCACACAAGUCCCACAAUUUCUGUUCAGCAGUUUGAAUUAUCUUUACCUUCUCUUCACUACAGACAACAGUCGAUCCAAUAAUGGAUUUAAGAUACAUUAUGAGAGUGUAACUGUAGAUACACAUUCAUGCUUGGAUCCUGGAAUACCUGUGCAUGGUCUUCGCUAUGGUUAUGAUUUUUCUAUUGGAUCUACUGUUUCCUUUGGAUGCCAGCCUGGAUAUACGCUUAGCCAUGAAGAACCCUUGUUAUGUGAGAAAAAUCACUGGUGGAGCCAUCCUCUUCCAACUUGUGAUGCAUUAUGUGGUGGAGAUGUAAGAGGUCCAAGUGGCACAAUUCUGUCUCCAGGAUAUCCUGAAUUCUACCCCAACUCUUUAAAUUGUACAUGGACCAUAGAAGUAACCCAUGGAAAAGGAGUACAGUUCACCUUUCACACCUUUCAUCUGGAAGAUCUUCACGACUACUUACUAAUCACUGAAAACGGCAGUUUUACUCAGCCACUAGCACGACUCACUGGUUCUGAGCUCCCUACAGCAAUUAACGCAGGUCUCUAUGGAAAUUUCAGAGCUCAGUUACGUUUUAUUUCAGAUUUUUCAAUAUCAUAUGAAGGAUUCAACAUUACCUUUUCCGAAUACAGUCUUGAACCUUGUGGUGAUCCAGGAAUGCCACAGUAUGGAAGACGACAUGGAAAUCAUUUUGGAGUAGGUGAUUUGAUUACAUUUACCUGCUCAUCUGGAUAUCGCUUGGAAGGAGUAUCAGAGAUCAUAUGUCUUGGUGGUGGGCGUCGUGUGUGGAGUGCACCUCUGCCAAGGUGUGUGGCUGAAUGCGGAGCAUCUGUAACAAAUAAUGAAGGAAUUCUGCUGUCUCCGAAUUACCCACUGAACUAUGAAAAUAAUCAUGAAUGUAUUUACAGCAUUCAAGUUCAAGCAGGAAAAGGAAUCAAUAUUUCAGCCAGGACAUUUCAUUUAGCACAAGGAGAUGUACUAAAAAUUUACGAUGGAAAAGAAAACACAGCACAUUUAUUAGGGGCCUUUACAGCAUCUUCUUUGAGAGGACUGACAUUGAGCAGCACCUCAAACCAUUUAUGGCUGGAAUUCAACUCGGACUCUGAAGUGAAUGAUGAAGGUUUCCAGUUGGUUUAUACCAGUUUUGAACUCUCACAUUGUGAAGAUCCUGGAGUGCCACAAUUUGGAUACAAAAUCAGUGACCAGGGACAUUUUGCUGGAAGCACCAUCAUCUAUGGAUGCAACCCUGGGUACACACUCCACGGAAGUAGUCUAUUGAAAUGUAUGACUGGAGAGAGGAGGGCAUGGGACUAUCCACUACCAUCUUGUAUUGCUGAAUGUGGUGGCCGUUUUAAGGGAGAGUCAUCUGGUAGAAUCUUAUCGCCUGGAUACCCUUUUCCUUAUGACAAUAAUCUACGCUGCACUUGGGUAAUUGAAGUGGACCUUGGCAAUAUUGUAAGUCUUCAGUUCCUUGCAUUCGACACAGAAGCAUCGCAUGACAUCCUGCGAGUUUGGGACGGACCUCUAGAAAAUGAAAUGCUACUCAAAGAAAUUAGUGGCUCCCUCGUUCCAGAAGGAAUUCACAGCACUCUUAAUAUUGUUACCAUCCAAUUUGACACCGACUUUUACAUCAGCAAAUCAGGAUUUGCAAUUCAGUUUUCAAGUUCAGUGGCUACUGCAUGUAGAGAUCCUGGUGUUCCAAUGAAUGGGACUAGGAAUGGUGAUGGCCGAGAACCUGGGGACACUGUUAUAUUUCAAUGUGAUCCUGGAUAUGAGUUACAAGGGGAAGAAAGAAUUACUUGUAUCCAAGUGGAUAACCGUUUCUUUUGGCAGCCUAGUCCUCCCUCAUGUAUAGCUCCUUGUGGUGGCAAUCUCACUGGUUCUGCUGGUUUUAUUUUAUCUCCAAAUUUCCCUCACCCUUAUCCACACAGCAGGGACUGCGACUGGACAAUUACAGUGAAUUCAGACUACGUCAUUUCUUUGGCUUUCAUUAGCUUCAGCAUCGAGCCAAAUUAUGACUUCUUGUAUAUUUAUGAUGGGCCAGAUGGAAACAGUCCUCUGAUUGGAAGUUUUCAGGACAGCAAAUUACCAGAAAGGAUUGAGAGCGGUUCCAACAACAUGCAUUUGGCUUUUAGGAGUGAUGGAUCUGUCAGUUUCACCGGUUUUCAUCUGGAAUACAAAGCCAAACUACGAGAAUCCUGUUUUGACCCUGGCAAUAUAAUGAAUGGCACGCGACUUGGUAUGGAUUAUAAGCUUGGAUCCACUGUUACGUAUUAUUGUGAUGCUGGCUAUGUCCUUCAAGGAUAUUCAACACUUACAUGCAUUAUGGGAGAUGAUGGAAGACCUGGAUGGAACAGAAUAUUACCAAGCUGUCAUGCACCAUGUGGAAGCCGAUCUACAGGAUCAGAAGGGACUGUGUUAUCACCAAAUUAUCCCAAAAACUACAGUGUGGGCCAUAACUGUGUGUUCUCUGUAGCUGUUCCUAAGGAGUUUGUGGUUUUUGGCCAGUUUGUGUUUUUCCAGACGUCUCUCCAUGAUGUAGUUGAGGUUUAUGAUGGAGCAACUCAACAGUCGCCACUCUUAUCCUCCCUCUCAGGAUCUCAUUCAGGCGAAACGCUCCCACUAAGUUCUGGUAACCAGAUUAUUAUUAAAUUUACAACAAUUGGACCAAUGACAUCGAAAGGAUUUCACUUUGUCUAUCAAGCGGUCCCAAGGACAAGUGCCACUCAAUGUAGUUCCGUACCAGAACCUCGCUUUGGAAAAAGAAUGGGGAACGAGUUUGCUGUCGGAUCUGUGGUUUUCUUCGAGUGCAACCCAGGAUACAUCCUCCAUGGUUCAGUGGCCAUUAGAUGUGAUUCCGUUCCGAAUGCACUGGCUCAGUGGAAUGACACUUUACCAACAUGUGUCGUGCCCUGUGGAGGAAUUUUAACAAAGCGUAAGGGGACUAUUCUGUCUCCUGGCUACCCGGAGCCAUAUGACAACAAUUUGAACUGUAUAUGGAAAAUCACUGUGCCGGAGGGAGCAGGCAUUCAAGUGCAGGUUGUCAGUUUUGCUACAGAACAUAACUGGGACUCGUUGGAUUUUUAUGAUGGAGGUGACAACAAUGCUCCUAGACUUGGCAGUUAUUCAGGAACCACCAUACCUCAUCUUCUAAACAGCACAUCAAACAAUCUUUACUUAAAUUUUCAAUCAGACAUCAGUGUUUCUGCAGCUGGGUUCCAUCUGGAAUACACAGGAAUUGGUCUCGACUCAUGUCCAGAGCCUCUGAUGCCAAGUAAUGGGAUAAAAGUUGGUGACAGAUACAUGGUUGGGGAUGUCCUGUCUUUUCACUGUGAUCAAGGAUACUCUCUCCAGGGACAUUCUCACAUCACAUGUAUGCCUGGCCCAGUAAGAAGAUGGAACUAUCCAAUUCCAAUAUGCAUUGCACAGUGUGGUGGAGCGAUGAAUGACUUCAGCGGUGUGAUACUAAGCCCUGGAUUUCCAGGAAACUACCCAAGUAGUUUGGAUUGCACAUGGACAAUCAAACUGCCUAUUGGUUUUGGUGUGCAUCUGCAAUUUGUCAAUUUCUCCACUGAAACAAUACACGACUACCUGGAGGUGCGGAGCGGACCUGCAGACACUGGCUCGGUAAUUGGCAGGUUAAGUGGACCUCAGGUCCCUGCUUCACUGUUCAGCACUACUCAUGAGACCAGCUUGUAUUUCCAUAGUGAUUAUUCUCAGAACAAACAGGGAUUUCACAUCAUUUAUCAAGCAUAUCAGCUCCAGAGCUGUCCUGACCCUCGGCCAUUUCGUAAUGGAUUUGUAAUUGGGAAUGAUUUCACUGUGGGACACACUAUAUCUUUUGAGUGUUACCCUGGUUAUUCUUUGAUCGGAGAAUCUGCCCUCACAUGUCUCCAUGGAGUGAGCCGUAACUGGAAUCAUCCAAUACCUCGCUGUGAUGCUCUCUGUGGAGGAAAUAUAACGGCAAUGAAUGGUACUAUUUACUCUCCUGGAUAUCCAGAUGAGUACCCAAAUUUUCAAGACUGCUUGUGGCUAGUCAAGGUUCCUCCAGGAAAUGGAAUAUACAUAAAUUUUACAGUCCUUCAGACAGAACCCAUUUAUGACUUCAUCACUGUAUGGGAUGGUCCAGAACAGGCGUCUCCUCAGAUUGGACAGUUUAGUGGCAAUACGGCACUAGAGUCUGUUUAUAGCACUUCAAACCACGUUCUCAUAAAGUUCCAUAGUGACUUCACAACAAGUGGGUUCUUUGUCCUGAGCUAUCAUGCUUAUCAGUUGCGAAUUUGCCAAUCACCUCCUCCUGUCCUAAAUUCUGAAAUACUGGCUGAAGAUGAUGAGUUUGAAAUAGGGGACAUCAUUCACUAUCAGUGUGUACCUGGCUUUACCUUAGUCGGCAAUGAGAUUCUAACUUGCAGGUUGGGUGAGCGGCUUCAGAUGGAUGGAUCGCCUCCUUCUUGCCAAGUGCUUUGCCCAGCCAAUGAAAUGCAUCUGGACUCGACAGGUAUCAUACUAAGUCCUGGAUAUCCUGACAGCUACCCAAACCUUCAGAUGUGUGCGUGGAGCAUUAGUGUGGAAAAAGGAUACAAUAUAACCUUAAUCUUCGAAUUCUUUCAUACCGAAAAGGAGUUUGAUGUGCUUGAAGCCUUUGACGGACCAAACAGUCACUAUCCACUUCUUAUUUCCUUAAGUGGGGAUUAUUCAUCCAGUUUUAAUAUAACCAGCAGUGGUCAUGAAGUUUUUUUACGCUGGUCAGCCGAUCAUGGGACCAACAAGAGAGGAUUCAGAAUCCGAUAUAUAGCCCACUAUUGCAGCACUCCAGAGUCCCCUCCACAUGGAUUCAUUGUAAGUCAGACUGGUGGACAACUCAACAGUAUGGUUCGCUGGGCCUGCGAUCGAGGAUUUAGACUCAUUGGAAAAAGUACAGCUGUCUGCAAAAAAUCACCAUAUGGUUAUUAUACAUGGGAUGCACCUGUUCCUGCGUGUCAGGCAAUAUCAUGUGGGAUUCCAAAGGCUCCUGUAAAUGGAGGCAUAUUGACGACAGAUUACUUAGUGGGUACAAGUGUCACUUAUUUUUGCAAUGAUGGAUUUAAGUUAUCAUCCAAAGAGCUAACGCAAGCUGUAUGCCAGCCAGAUGGCACGUGGAGCAAUCAUAACAAAACACCUCGCUGUGUAGUUGUGACUUGUCCAAGCAUAAAUUCUUUUACCUUGGAACACGGGAGAUGGCGCAUUGUCAAUGGAUCCCACUAUGAAUACAAGACAAAAGUCGUCUUCAGCUGUGAUCCAGGAUACUUCCGUCUGGGACCAGCGUCUAUUCAGUGCCUUGCCAAUGGGACAUGGAGCUGGAGAAACGAGAGACCACGCUGCCAAAUUACGUCAUGUGGAGAACUUCCUGUGCCACCCAAUGGAAAGAAGAUUGGGACACAAACAACAUUCGGAUCCACAGCAAUAUUCACGUGUGAUUCUGGGUACAUGCUGGUGGGGUCAGUUGUGAGAGAGUGCUUGUCUUCUGGACUUUGGAGCGGCACUGAGACAAGAUGUUUAGCUGGUCACUGUGGAACUCCUGAAUUCAUUGUGAAUGGUCAGGUGAUUGGAGAGAAUUAUGGGUACAGAGAUACCGUCGUCUAUCAGUGCAAUCCCGGUUUUCGCUUGAUCGGCUCAUCAGUAAGAAUUUGCCAACAAGAUCACAACUGGUCUGGUCAACUGCCAUCUUGUGUGCCUAUCAGCUGUGGUCAUCCAGGCAGUCCCAUUUAUGGAAGAGCAAGUGGCAAUGGUUUCAAUUAUAAUGACGUUGUGACAUUCUCUUGCAACAUGGGAUAUGUUAUGCAAGGACCCACAAGGGCGCAGUGCCAGGCCAAUCGGCAAUGGAGUCAUCCACCUCCCAUCUGUAAAGUUGUCAACUGUACUGAUCCUGGGAUUCCAGAAAACUCCAUCCGCGAAAGUAAAAUAGAACACGGAAACUUCACUUAUGGAACGGUGGUGUUUUAUGACUGCAAUCCAGGACACUAUCUGUUUGGAUCAUCUGUGCUCGUCUGUCAGCCAAAUGGGCAGUGGGACAAGUCACUUCCAGAAUGUAUUGUGAUUGACUGUGGUCAUCCCGGAGUUCCUCCAAAUGCAAUUAUUUCUGGUGAGAAGUUUACAUUUGGAUCUGCUGUUCAUUAUUCUUGCACUGGAAGAAGAACCCUAAUAGGCCAUUCUACAAGGACCUGUCAGUUAAAUGGGCAAUGGAGUGGAUCCUUACCUCACUGCUCAGGUGAUGCCACAGGUUGGUGUGGAGAUCCUGGAGUACCUGCACAUGGUUCUAGAGAAGGCACAGAAUUUAGAACAAAACAUACUUUAAAAUAUAGCUGUGAGGUUGGGUAUGUUCUACAUGGGUCAGAAGAAAGGACAUGUCUGAGUAAUGGAUCAUGGACAGGAAGACAACCGGAAUGUAAAGCUGUUCAAUGUGGGAAUCCUGGAACCACGGCAAAUGGAAGAGUCUUUCGUGUCGAUGGAACAACUUUCUCCAGCUCUGUGAUAUACUCAUGUGUGGAUGGUUAUAUACUUUCUGGAUCAAACGUUAGACAAUGCACAGCUAAUGGCACAUGGUCAGGGGCACUGCCCAACUGCACAAUCAUUAGCUGUGGAGACCCAGGUGUCCCAGCCAAUGGUAUCAAGUAUGGAGAAGAUUACAUUGUUGGACAGAAUGUUACAUAUAUUUGUCAACCUGGAUACACAAUGGAUCCCAAGAGUUCAGUUACACGGACAUGUACAAGUAAUGGGACUUGGAGUGGAGUUAUCCCAGUUUGUAAGGCUGUUACUUGCCCAUAUCCACCUCAGGUUUCUAAUGGAAGGCAUGAGGGAACAAAUUUUGACUGGGGUUUUAGUAUUAGCUAUGCCUGCUUUCCGGGUUAUGAACUGUCCUUCCCUGCAGUGCUGACCUGUGUUGGCAAUGGCACCUGGAGUGGAGAAGUUCCACAGUGUUUACCCAAAUUUUGUGGUGAUCCUGGGAUACCUGGCAAUGGAAAACGGGAAGGGAAAAGCUUUAUCUUCCAGUCCGAAGUAUCUUUUGUUUGCAAUCCAUCCUAUAUUCUGGUUGGUUCUGGCACUAGGAUAUGCCAAGCAGAUGGAACUUGGAGCAGCUCACCUCCACGCUGUAUAGAACCUACCUUGACAUCUUGUUUAAACCCAGGGACGCCACGUCAUGGUUUUCAAAAUAAUACUUAUGGUUUUCAGGUUGGAAGAGUUGUUCAAUUCUCAUGCAAAAAAGGAUAUAUCUUGCAUGGAUCCACCACUCGUACUUGUCUUCCAGACCUGACCUGGAGUGGCAUGCCAACAGAGUGUAUCCCCCACAGCUGCAAGCAGCCAGAAUCUCCAUCACAUUCAAAUGUUGUUGGAAUAGAUCUUCCGUCACUUGGUUAUACAUUAAUUUACACUUGCCAGCCGGGAUAUCUUCUCUCGGGAGGGACUGAGCACAGAAUUUGCCAGCCAGAUAACACAUGGAGCGGAAAAGUUCCAGUUUGCACAGCUGGUUCUAAGCCAUUCGAGAAUAAAACAAAGCCAGUUAUGGGGACUCCAGGUCCAAAAUUAAGUGUUCCAGAUGAUGUGUUCUCUCGGAAUUAUAUAUGGAAAGGCUUUUACAAUUUGAAAGGAAAAAAUCAACCAAUGAAUUUGACAGUUAACAGCUACAAUGUAUCAACAGGGAAGGUGAAUGCAACGCUUAUCAACAGCAACACUCAGUUCUUUUUGUCAGGAGUUUACAAAAGCCAAGAAGCACGCUUGAUUCUGCACAUACAUUCAGUAAAAUCAUCAACUCACACUUCCAUGAGCAAGAUAAAAGACGAGAAAUGGGCAAUGGACGGAUUUGUCUCAGCCGAACCAGAUGGUGCAACAUAUGUUUUUCAAGGGUCCAUUCAUGGAAAAGACUACGGACAAUUUGGAUUAAGAAGUAUAGGAAUUAACAUGUCAGAGGAUAAUUCGUCAAACCAGUCACUUGGGACAAAUAGCAGCUCUGUUGCAAUCGCAAUCCUCGUGCCUUUCUUCGCUCUGAUAUUUGCGGGUUUCGGCUUUUAUCUAUAUAAACAAAGGACUGCACCGAAAACACAGUACACAGGAUGCUCUGUACAUGAAAAUAACAACGGUCAAGCAGCUUUUGAAAACCCAAUGUAUGACACCAAUGCAAAAUCAGUUGAAGGAAAAGCAGUACGAUUUGACCCAAAUUUGAACACAGUAUGCACAAUGGUAUAA